UAGUGUAGUGUCCUGUGUUUCCCGACCCGCCCGGCCUGUGAGAGUUUAUUUACUACUGUAUGUCAAAGUCAAGAUGAAGGUAAAAGUUAAAUAUUCUCCCACACAGAAGUUUGUAUUAAAUAUAGAAGAACAGACUCUUGGGGUCUUGAAAGAUGAAAUUAAGAAGUUUGUUGAAAACACUUACAAUCAACCUGUCAAGGAACCCUUAACAGUCAGUCUGAAUGGUUCAGAUCCACUCACUGGCCCAGAAGAUGCUACAUUGCAAAGUUUGGGUAUUGUUCCUGGUGAUAUGCUGAUAGUACUUCCACCAUCAUCAGUCACAGACAGGGCAAAAUCAUCACCACAAAAGACAGUUGCAUCUUCACAGGCAAGUGCUUCAUCCCAAGCAGAAGUUAAGGCCUCUACUUCAACCUCCCCAAAUAAAGAUGUCAAAGAAAAGAAGACUGAUUUUAACACACAAGACACCCAUAGUGACCCAAAAGUAAGUAAGAAAAGAGAUCCCUCUGAAAGUCCAGUUGAACAGCCACCAGCAAACUUGGAAAUAUUAUUUAAUGAAUAUACUCCUGCAACAGCAAGUCAAGCCCUAAAUCUUUUGGUUCAUCACACCAUAUUAGAAUCUGGCUUUCAUCUGAAGAACUCUUCAGGACCACCAGUUGGUUGGAAGGAAAUGGUUGCAACAUUCCAUUACAGUCACAACUCCUUUCCUAACUUUAAAUGCACUCUAGUUCUAGUUACGAUGGGAGAGGUGAAGCAGGUCUUAGCUAGUUUCCCUCAACAAGAAAGUGAAAUCAGUGUUCGCUUGAUGAUUGGAGAAUAUUUCAAAGACACCUCUAGCAGCCCAGUAACAGCAGAUAGUCUGGUUCAUGUUGCUCAAUUAACUCGUACUCUACGAGAUCGCUUGCUUCAUCCAUUGCAAAUUGCUGUUCACCAAGCAUUAGGAGUACCAGCCCCGUGGCACUUAGUUGGAUUGCCACAAGAGUUACUAUUAAUGAUUGCUGGUAUGUUGGACUAUCACUCCGUACUCAACUUGCGAGAAACGUGUCGCCGUUUUCACUCAGUCAUGGAUGAUAACAAAUUGUGGCAAAAUCUCUUCAAGAGAGACUUCAGUAAUCUUUAUGGUGGUUCAGGUAACUCAAAUAUUGUGGAUUGGAAAGCAAAAUACAGGGAAGCAGUGAAUCGCCGUAAAGACUGGAAACGAGUGCAAGAUGGAUUGGAGUAUGUAAUCCCAGGAGUAUUUCCAACUUCACCAUUUAUGCCGCCUGGGUACCCAGGUGGGCCAUAUCCUCACUUUCCACAACCUAGAGGUCCAGAUCCUUAUGCACCUCAGCCCCAUCCUCAACCUAACCCAUUCUUUGAUCCAGAUAGCCCAUAUUUUUCAGGUGAGAUUCCAAUAGUGCCUGGCACACUCCCUGAAAUUCCUGACCCCCUUGGCCCUUUGGGUCCAAUUGGUCCACUACGCCCCAGACCAGGUAAUCCUUUUCAGCCUCCUUUUAUGCCCACCCGACCUAGAGCUCCAAGAGGGCCAAGAUUUGAUUUCUUUUGAGUUUGCAAUUGUAUCUGAGUUCAGUUUGUUUCUUAAAAAAAUAUACUUUACUUUAAAAAUUAAUGUUGUUAACUGGAGCAAAUAGAGAGAAAGACAAAAUAGAAUGAGGAAGUACAAGAUGGCCACAGUGAAUUGUCACCCCUGUGGAGCUUUGGAUUUAUUACCAGUACCUAUACAAUUAUACUUUUGUUGCAUAUAUUUUAUCCCAUGACAUUAUACAAUUACAUUGCAUUACAUCUAUCUUUAAAGAUGACAUUGCUCAUUCGUCCAAUCAAUCUGUUUGUGCACCACCCUGACCUCUCCACAAGUAGUAAUGCUUUUUCGGGUUUCAUCAAGGAACACGUGACCCAGAGACAUUAUAACACCAAUAACAAGCUUAAAGAUAUUAUCACAUACAUAUCUUGUAACCCCUAAAAUGCUCCUGAAAAUGUCAGGCUCUCUCAAGUGAUAUUGCCUUAAUAAUUCCAUUGGAUCCAUGACCUACGCAACAUUUUUAAAGGUACAGUACAUGUAAUGUCAUGUUAUGUAAUGGACACAAGUGAAAUAAAAGCAAAACAUAAAUGACAAAGCCUAAGUUACACAGGUUACAAGACAUUGUUGUCACCCAGUGUGUUAUGCAUUGCAGGAUCUUUGAUAUGAGCAGCAGAACCCUAAAGGGAUUAAUUCAGUGGUAAGAAGUAAUGGUAGACCAUUCACCCCACGUGUGAAUGGUCUUGAUUUGGUCCCUGGCUUGAGUAGAGCAUUUGGCUUCCUCCUUAUACACUAAUCCUGGGAAUACUAACAGGUGCACCUACUGAUAGUGGAGCAGCCCUUCAAAAGACUAGCAUCCUGCCAGGGAGGUAGGGUAAUCCACUCACUGCAGAAUGAUGAGUCAGGGGACUUGGCACCUGCCCAGUAACCCUGCAGGAAAACACUUGCAAGAGUGAAAAACAAAAACAAAGUAUGGCAGAAUAUGAGAACAUCCUUAUUUCCAUUGUCUAAGCAAGCUAAGGGUAGACCGACUUCCAAAAUAAGCCAUAAUAGAAGAAUCAACACUCAUUUUUUAAUGGUGUAUGAAAAUAAAAUUCAGACCAUUACAUAUUAAUUUAUGUUUGGAGUUUACUGGUUGAUCCUAAGUUCUUAACAUUAGCAAAUGGAAGAACUUCUAAUCUAUGGUCGGACAUAUCGGUUGUGGAAUUAUUAGCCAAUGUGCAUGAAGAACCACUCCCUGUUAUAUUCAGUCCCUGGGGCAGGAGAUGCUGUUUCUUAUUGGGAAAGUACCUGGCUACAAAAAAUAGUAGAGGGUACUGUACUACACAAAAAAAAAAAAAAAAAAAAAAUAUAUAUAUAUAUAAUAUAUAUAUAUAAUAUAUAUAUAUAUAUAUAUAUAUAUAUAUAUAUAUAUAUAUAUAUUAUCUACUGAUUAUGUGAGAAGGAUCCAUGUUUCAGUUGUUAGAACUCUGUACCAUUGCAUGAGAAACAAUUUACUUAAGUUGAGGCAGAGCUGGUGUAGUAUUAUUUUGUUGUGUGCAUUUAGGCAGCCCCGUUGUGGGUCGAUCCUUCUCAUUUGGGGAUUGCCCACCCCAAAAAUUUUAUGAAAUGCCAUUAAAAAUGUUAGGUUUACUUACAUGAAGUUAGCAGAUUGCAUUUUUUUUUAUCACACAAACCAUAUACAAUACUGUAGUUCGAUUUGAGAAAAAAAUUAUUACAGUAUAUUAAAGGCAGUUCAUUGUAAGACUUUUUUUUAAUAACCCAAAUGCCAUCAACAGUAACUGAAGAUAACUUCAGUGGUGCAUCCCACACCAACCUACCUUAUCCAUGGGAGCCUAUAAUUCUCCAAUGGCAGGUUAUACCUGAACUAUCCAACUGAAUUAUCAUAAGUGCUGUAAAUGGCUCCUCACCUACUGAACCAAUGUCAAAACAAAGCUUAAAAACCCAUGAAACAGUGGUUACUUUGAGGUCACUAGACUGAAGUCCUGAUACAGAAAACUGUACUAGUUAUUUCUCAUCUAUAAAUGUGACUCCCAGAAUUCACUAUUCUAUCACAAUUAGCUAGAUACAGCACUUAGAAUGUGUUUCCACUUCUCCUCAACUAGUAUGUUUUCUUGGAAUUAGGGUAUCAUAUAAUUCUUUUUUCCAAUAUGCAGAAUUAUUGUAAGUGAUGAAAAUGCUAUUUUAAACCAAUUUACCAGUACACAUACUUAUUUGUAUAAGGGAGUAGCGGGAAAGACUCCGGUGUAAUCCAACUUAAUUAUCAGCCAAAAAAGUGUUCAGACUUAAGAGUAUUCAUAAGUGUAUUUUAGAAGACAAGAAAUGGUAAAUGCAACUCAUCAUGCCAAGUCAUACAGGGCCAUAUCCAGAGAAUGGGGAGGUCACAGUGUUGGACAAAACCCACAAUAAACAUAUGCCAAUUCAAGAUGCUGAUGCUAAUAUACAGUAUUGUUUUAAUCACAUAAUCAUUCAUAUUCCUCAACCUGGUCGCAGUGUUCACAGUUUAGAAAUCAAAUAUAUAAUCUACUUAUAAUUUUUUUCUGGGACAAUCAAGUUGUUACAGACACUCAAUAACCUCCCCUGGGUAUGACCCCAGUCAUAGCCAUUAAUCUUCCAGUUACCAAACACCUACAGGGGAGCUCAUUGACCUUUAAUCAUGCCACUAACACAGCUGCUUCAAAGAAAUACCUGAUUAAAGAGUGAAUGAUUAACCAUCCAACUGAAUUUUUACACUCAAGCAUACAACCUUUGAGGAUUUACUUCCACUAUGACUUUGAGUGGUGUCUUUGCAAAUGAUCACUAGAUAGAGAAGCAUAGUCAUGUCAAGUGAUCUCAAAGCAAUCAGUCCUUGGGCUUUGUUUCUACACUGGUUCACUGGUCAAGAAGCUUUUCACAGUACUGUACUUACACCAAUUCAUCUGAACAGUGUAACCUCCCACUGAAGUAGGUCAUGCCCCCUGGUCAGGACAAGUUGGUCAAGGAAUGCUUCAGUUGAGAUAAUACUGCUCACUCAUCUUCUCUUGGCUAUAAAAGUAAAUUUAAUUUUUCCUUUUUUUUCCAUUCUAGUCAUUGACCUUAUUUUAGUUUUCAUAGGCUCACAAAAGCCUAUGUUAAUGCAUGGUACUAGUACAGUAUUGCAUUAUAAACCACCAAUCAGAACAUCUGUAUACAGUACUGUUUACUCUGGAGUGUCAUGUGUGGAAAGGAAAUACAAUUACUGUAUUGUAUACAUAAUUUAACUGAAAAAUAAAAUUACCCAUUUUGUCAGUGGAGUUAACACACUGUGCAUUACUGGUUCAGUAGUGUACGUAUAUCAUACCUUUUUACACUGAUAUUGCCAAUAUUAUCAUAGCUGAAGAAAUAUGCAUGAAUAUAGUGUAUUGUUAGAAUUCUAAAGUACACAAUAUAUAACUACUGUACAGGGGGUAUAUUUUUUGUAUCUUGUAAAUCUUAAAUGAAAAAAUAAAAUUUAAAACCAUUCAAUUUGAAA
Molecule: messenger RNA, 5003 nt
Organism: Homarus americanus (American lobster)
Lineage: Eukaryota; Metazoa; Arthropoda; Malacostraca; Decapoda; Nephropidae
Product: F-box only protein 7-like
Exons: 2
Coding region: 74-1543 (489 amino acids)
Biological process (GO): positive regulation of autophagy of mitochondrion; autophagy of mitochondrion
Molecular function (GO): protein kinase binding
Source: RefSeq, a predicted model, not a curated record